UUUCUGCACUUGUCACUGAAAGAACUCUUCUGUUAGGCUUGGCAUAUCAUAUCCGGAGUUGACCAAAAUGCAUGCACGGGCCAUAUUUGAAGCUGCAAUCUCCAUGAGCAAUCAGGGAGUGAAAGUCUUGCCAGAGAUAAUGGUUCCUCUCACAGGAACACCUCAGGAGUUUGAGCAUCAAGUGAGUCUGAUAAGAACAGUGGCACAGCAAGUCUUCACUGAGAUGGGAACCUCCAUAAGCUACAAGGUCGGAACCAUGAUCGAGGUUCCAAGGGCUGCCCUUGUUGCAGAUGAGAUUGCUGUGCAGGCAGAGUUCUUCUCUUUUGGAACAAAUGACCUCACACAGAUGACAUUUGAAUACAGUAGGGAUGAUGUUCGCAAGUUUCUUCCCAUCUACUUAUCCAAAGGCAUCCUCCAAAAUGAUCCCUUUGAGGUGCUUGAUCAGAAAGGAGUAGGUCAGCUCAUUAAGAUUGCUGCAGAAAGAGGCAGAAGAGCUAGGCCUGAUCUCAAGGUAAGUGGUAUAUAUGUAUGAAGCUGCAGCACAGAGGAGGAGGUCUUAGUAGGAUGUAUGGUGCUCGAGCUGAAGGCUAAGCUUACUUCGCAGCAGAGCUUGUUUGAAUUGAAUAUCUUGGUUGAUCGUGAUGAAUUUGGAAGAGUCAUCGAGAAGAUGCCUCAAGCUGAAACAAGCACAUUGUAAUCAAGUUAGAUUCGUUCAUGGCAUUACUUCAUCAUGUAGGAGUUUUGUGAAGGUAAGUUACCACCUAUUCUGAUUAGAGUUUGAACUAUCAUCUGGUGGCUUUGGUAUGUUUUUUAUUGCCAGGCUACUCAAACAAAUAGCAAAGAGGAGAACAAUUGUGGGUCUCUAACGUCAAAUUCUUGAAUUUAGUAGUUUCUAUUGCUGCUAACCAGGUUUUGGAUACUUGUCAGAGACGAGGAAUUUCUGUUAAACACAGCUUUCUCGGUGAUCUCAUCAAGUACAUUAUCUUUUCAAAUACUAGAUUCUUUAUUCUACCUUUAUCUAGCCGGAUACAACUCUUUAAAUUUCAUAUAUAUAGAAGAAUUAAGAUUGUUCCUCAGAUGGUUCUGCCUGUGACUCCUUUUGAAUAAGAAAUGUGUAGUGCAUCUAUUGAGCCUUCAUGAGUAAGCACAUUAACUGCAUCAAAAAAUUAGAACUCUACUGGAUUUUAGGCUUAUGGCAAAGAAGUCUGUCUCACUUCAUAAAUUUUGGACUGGCCUUUGUCUCUAGUGGAUUUUAGGCUGGCGGCAAGAAUGGAAAAAAAAAGAGGCUCUUUCACUUCAUGGAUUUUGCAAUGGCCUCUGUCUUUCAUACUGAAUGCCAGAUAAAAUAUUUGAACUAAAAACUAUUGUUUUUGUCAUAUCUCUUUCAUUAGAAGUCUUCGUUCCAGAUCCCUACCUCUGUAUAUGUUAUUCAAAGGAAUAUCCAGAGUACCAAAAAGCAUUACAUAUGUGUCUUCUUGAUGAUUUCUCUAGGCUUUUCUUCUUGCAUGAAAAUGGAACUUGUUUGAAUAGCUAUGAAAGAAACAAUUUCUUCUCUCGAGAUAUGUUGCACUCGGCUCAGAGUUGUAAUCCUUUCAAGCUUUGUUGCUGUUGUUGCAUUACAACUACUGUUUUAACAAUUGUUUUUUUGUUGGUAGCUUGCUGCAAAUCAGAUCAGCGGUUGUGGAAACACUUAAGUUCUGCAUCGUCUGCUGUUUAUAUUUUGAUCAUAACACAUAAAUGCAGAAGAGAAGAUCGGACCUGCAGAAAGUGGAAGCGGAAGGUAAAGUUAGCCUGCUACAAAGAUCGUGACUGUGGAAGAUAAAAGAAAGCAAUGACAACGUCGUGACAGUCGAAGUUAAAGAUGGAUAGAUCCUUCUCCGAUAGACUAGACGAAGGAAAGUGGACAUUUUCAAGAGGCCUUGGAGUCGUUCCUUGUCGACAUCAUGUUAUCAGGGACAUGACCUGCUCCUGUUGACCUUUGAGUUGAGGUCAACCCUUUCAAGUUUGACACGUCUUGUUCUUAGUCUACCACUUCGCUCGUCAUAGUGGCCUCAAGCUCCAUCAGCCGUGUAUGUUUGGUCUACCGAGUCUGAUUUAUCCUUCUGGUCAAUGGUUAAUGGGGCACGUUGUUGACGUAGUGACAUGGGUUUCAUAGUGUCGUCAUAGCAGGAGAGUUUUGCGUUGAUGUCCACCGAGGCGAGGCUUGUGAGACGUUUCAGAAAUUUCGUUCAUGGCUCCAUAGGGUCAGAAUCUGUCAUGGAAUUCUCUUUCCGUCUGUCGUAAUACCACUCCUCAUCUGAUGGUGCCUUGGAAGCUUUAUAAGAGGAGCCCUUUGAUCUCAUUCCCAAGCAUACUCUUAUCCAACCGCUUGUGCCUCAACAAGACUCGCUCCUACUCACCGCUCAACCAAGGCAGUCAUGGAGUCCGGUCUUAGGAACCUCCACUUUGUUCUCAUCCCGUGGCUGGGCAUGAGCCACACGAUUCCCAUGAUCGACAUCGGCCGCCUGCUCGCCGAGCGUGGCGUGACCGUCACCGUCGUGAUGACGCGGGACGGUGCCGCUCGACUGAGCCCGACCAUCGCCCAAAUCGCCAGCUCGGGUCUUCCCAUCCGCUUCGCCACCCUCCCCUUACCCUCGGUGGAGGUGGGCCUCCCGGAGGGCUGCGAGACCGGCGACAGCCUACCCUCCAUGGACUUGAUGCCCAACCUCUACCGCGGAUCCAAGUUUCUGCGGCAGCCCUUGGAGGAGCUGCUUCGAGAGCAGACGAUCGCCCCGAGCUGCAUCAUCUGCGGCGCGCGCUACCCGUGGAUUCCGGAGGUUGCUCGCGAGCUCGGCAUUCCAUGCUUCAUCUUCCAAGGCUUUGGCUCCUUCGCACUUCUUUGCAUGCACAACCUCUACUGUUACAGGCCCCAUGAGCGCGCGUCGUCCCCGACCGAGCCCUUCGUAGUCCCAGGCUUGCCAUUUCAUUUCGAGAUCGCCAGGCAGCAACUACCACUUCAAUUCCAGUUGUUGCCUCGUUUCACGGAGAUUUGCAAUGAAGUACGAGAGGGCGAAUUAGCCAUGGACGGUGUCCUCGUCAACAGUGUCGACGAAUUGGAGCCAGGAUAUGCCGAGCGCUUAGCGGCGGCCUCCGGGAAGAAGGUGUACACCAUCGGACCGGUGUCGCUGUGUUAUAAAUCAGGGAGGUUGGACAUGGCUAAUAGGGGUAAGAAGCUGUCAGUGGAUGCAAGCCGAUGCUUAGAUUGGCUUGAUUCGAUGAAGCCACGGUCCGUGAUCUACGUCAGUUUCGGUAGCUUCGGCAGCUUCGCACCCGCACAACUGAUGGAGCUCGGCUACGGUCUGCUCGCCUCAAACAGGCCAUUCAUCUGGGUCAUCAAUGGCCUGGAAAGGUUUCCGGGCGCAGUAGACCAAUGGCUGCAAGAGAAGCUCGAGAAAGAAGGUGACUCAAAGUGUCUCUUGAUCAGGGGGUGGGCGCCGCAGGUGAUGAUCCUGUCGCACCCGGCGGUGGGUGGUUUCUUGACGCACUGCGGGUGGAACUCGACGCUGGAGAGCGCGAGUGCGGGCGUACCGAUGGCGACAUGGCCGCUCUUCUCGGAGCAAUUCCUCAACGAGAAGUUGAUCCUGGAUGUGCUCGGGAUCGGAGUCGCGGUGGGCGUCAAGACCUCCAUGCAGCAGAUGAGGCAAUCGCCGGAAGAGGGAGCGCGGAUCUCGAGGGAGGAAGUCGCUAAGGCCGUGGAGAGGUUGAUGGACGGAGGGCAGGAGGGAGAAGAGAGGAGAAGGAGAGCUGAAGAAUUUGGAGAGAAGGCACGGAAAGCGAUGAUGGAGGGAGGUUCUUCGUAUGAGAACGUGACACGAUUGAUUGAAUUGGUGGCAACAAAAGCGAAGGAAUAGGAGAUGAAUGUAUGACUUGUUUUCCUCCAGUAAUAAUGUAGCACACGCCAUGCGUCAGAAAUUGUUUGGCGAAAUAAAUGAUAUCAUCACUUGGCUUCUUCA
Musa acuminata AAA Group (dessert banana) is the source of this 3992-nucleotide messenger RNA. RefSeq names its product UDP-glycosyltransferase 73D1-like. Bases 2418 to 3890 code for a protein of 490 amino acids. The record is from RefSeq and is a predicted model, not a curated record. NCBI's taxonomy places the organism in Eukaryota, Viridiplantae, Streptophyta, Magnoliopsida, Zingiberales, Musaceae. The transcript is spliced from 5 exons. Gene Ontology annotation, molecular function: UDP-glucosyltransferase activity.